GUGAGCUGCCCCCACCGUUAAAUGCGUGCUUGAACCUACACAGACAAGAUGGCGAACGUUGCAGAGAUCGUCUCGGUGGUGGCACUUCUUUGCUGCGCCGCCGCCCACAAACCAAGAUGCCCCGAGGACUAUCGCUACAGAGUGGAAACGUGUGUGAUGGAAGCGCAGGUGGCGCCACAGGCGGGGGGCGGUCUGCCUCUCGUUACUGACACAGAUAAAUUGGAGGAGCUGUGCGAGCGUGGAAUUCUCCAGAAAACUAUCGACUGUCUGCGAGACAUCCACACUCGAUGUGCCGAGAACGCCACCCAACGUCACGAACUGGACAUGCUGUUCAGCCUUGACCAGUGGAAGCAAGGGCAAGAACUGUUGUGCGAGGACCUAAACCGUAAGUUAGUGUUUAAAGACCAUUUUGAAUGUGUGUCUCGGUUUGGACCACGGAUUUCAAGCUGCAUACUGACAAAAACACAAAACUUUCGGAAGGAUAUCACUGAUGUGGGCAGGACACAUAACAAAACACUACAUAACAUCACGUGCAAUUUUGCGGAAGAUAUUGUCUACUGUUUAGAGAGGCCCCUAGCAAGAGCAUGUCCCAUACAGGUUGUGGAAACCAUGGUCAGCGCGCUCCAUAAAUUCCUACCCCCUGCCUGUGCCCCAGUGCCAACAAUUUACAACAGUGAAAACUUAAACGAAGAGGACGAUGAAGAUGAUGACUCUGAAUUCUUGGAGGCUGUUAAUUUUGAUGCUGUUAUUGUGGAGGGAGGGGAUCCAGAGAAUUAAACUUUACUUUCACAGGGGAGAUAACUGUACAUUUAUAUUGAAUAUUCAAAACACAAUGAUGAAAGAAGAGUGAAUGUGAUUGGUUGUUUGAGAGAAUGGUUUGUAAGUAGAAUGUACAAAAUAUUGACCUACAAAUUUUUUUAUGCUCUAUGACUGUUGUCAAACUUUUUGACAUUGGUGUAUUUAUUACAUAUUUAUUUGUUGUUUUCUUAUUCACUAAAUUAGUAAUAUUGGCUUAAAUAAAUAUUUUAAGAUUGUUGACUGAUCACUGAAAAAUAGGUAAAGUAAAGGUUAUUUUUUCAACAAAUAAGUUUAUGUAACAAAAAAAGUUUAAUGAAAUAAAAUUAAUGCUGAGCUAUUUAGUAAAAAUAGUUUAAACAUUUAAAAAUUCUCUUAUCAUAAAGCAUUAUAAGUUAUAAUCUGUUCAGUUGAGAGUAGUGAUUAAUUUCUUGUAAAAUAUUGAUAUUCUAUAUCACAAGUAUUGUCAAUAAAAAUUGUGUUAAAAUACCAA
Molecule: messenger RNA, 1288 nt
Organism: Physella acuta
Lineage: Eukaryota; Metazoa; Mollusca; Gastropoda; Physidae
Source: RefSeq, a predicted model, not a curated record